Molecule: messenger RNA, 5389 nt
Organism: Coregonus sp. 'balchen'
Lineage: Eukaryota; Metazoa; Chordata; Actinopteri; Salmoniformes; Salmonidae
Source: the annotation of a GenBank genome assembly
UUCCCUGAAACGUACAAGGACCGUGGCGAGCUGGAGAGCGACGUUGGAGUGAGGAAGGCCUGCAGGUUCAAGCGGACCUGGCUGGGACCCUGCUCCGGUCUGGAGGGUCAGGAUGAAACCUUCGGCUUCAAGGACGGGAAACCCUGCCUGAUCGCCAAGCUCAACAGGAUCGUCAACUUCAGACCAAGGGUAUGUACACCUACACCUGCCCCACGCUAAUCCAGUUUAUAGCAUUGAUUAAGCUCGGUUAACGUAGAAGUAAAAUCUUGCGUAAUUUGGUGAUUUAACUUCUGGGUCUAUACCUGUUCGAAAUUGAGAGUUCCAGCAAAAACAAAGUCUCUACCCUCGUGAAAGGAAACUCUCAGCCAAAGCCCCCCCUCCCCCUUCCCCUUCCCCUUCCGAUUCGCGUGGGCACACGCCAAAGCCCCCCCUCCCCCUUCCGAUUCGCGUGGGCACACGCCAAAGCCCCCCUCCCCCUUCCGAUUUGCGUGGGCACACGCCAAAGCCCCCCUCCCACUUCCGAUUCGCGUGGGCACACGCCAAAGCCCCCCAUCCCCCUUCCGAUUUGCGUGGGCACACGCCAAAGCCCCCCCCCCCCCCCCCCCCCUUCCGAUUCGCGUGGGCACACGCCAAAGCCCCCCCUCCCCCUUCCGAUUCGCGUGGGCACACGCCAAGCCCCCCCUCCCCCUUCCGAUUCAUGUGGGCACACGCCAAGCCCCCCCUCCCCCUUCCGAUCCGCGUGGGCACACGCCAAGCCCCCCCUCCCCCUUCCGAUCCGCGUGGGCACACGCCAAGCCCCCCCUCCCCCUUCCGAUCCGCGUGGGCACACGCCAAAGCCCCCCCUCCCCCUUCCGAUUCGCGUGGGCACACGCCAAGCCCCCCCUCCCCCUUCCGAUUCAUGUGGGCACACGCCAAGCCCCCCCUCCCCCUUCCGAUCCGCGUGGGCACACGCCAAGCCCCCCCUCCCCCUUCCGAUCCGCGUGGGCACACGCCAAGCCCCCCCUCCCCCUUCCGAUCCGCGUGGGCACACGCCAAGCCCCCCCUCCCCCUUCCGAUCCGCGUGGGCACACGCCAAGCCCCCCCUCUCCCUUCCGAUCCGCGUGGGCACACGCCAAGCCCCCCCUCCCCCUUCCGAUCCGCGUGGGCACACGCCAAGCCCCCCCUCCCCCUUCCGAUCCGCGUGGGCACACGCCAAGCCCCCCCUCCCCCUUCGCCCAAUCCUGAUAUGUCUAAAUAACCAGUGACGGAAACCCCCCAGCUGAAAUACUGCUGUUUUAACAUCAAGCAUCCCAUUCAGUCCCGACAGAUUCUUCGGUCUACACGCAGAAUCUGCUCACGGGAGAUUAAUAAUAAUAAUAAUAAUAAUAAUAAUAAUAUGCCAUUUAGCAGACGCUUUUAUCCAAAGCGACUUACAGUCAUGUGUGCAUACAUCUUUUUUUUUUUUUGUGUGUAUGGGUGGUCCCGGGGAUCGAACCCACUACCUUGGCGUUACAAACGCCGUGCUCUACCAGCUGAGCUACAGAACAUCGAUUAGCAUUGAUUAGCUAACUGUAUUACAUUUAUUGAUUUAUUUUAGUUUUCUUCCAUUUCCUGUGGUAGACACAAUUCAGCUUUUAGCCCCCAUGUAUACUGAACUGAAACCAUCCUGUGAUCUUAUGGUAUCUUAUGUUCCAGAACAUAGCCUAUAUUCAAGACCCCCCAGACCUGAAACAUAGCCUAUAUUCAAGACCCCCCAGACCUGAAACAUAGCCUAUAUUCAAGACCCCCCAGACCUGAAACAUAGCCUAUAUUCAAGACCCCCCAGACCUGAAACAUAGCCUAUAUUCAAGACCCCCCAGACCUGAAACAUAGCCUAUAUUCAAGACCCCCCAGACCUGAAACAUAGCCUAUAUUCAAGACCCCCCAGACCUGAAACAUAGCCUGUAUUCAAGACCCCUCCAGACCUGAAACAUAGCCUGUAUUCAAGACCCCCCAAACCUGAAACAUAGCCUAUAUUGAAGACCCCUCCAGACCUGAAACAUAGCCUGUAUUCAAGACCCCCCAGACCUGAAACAUAGCCUAUAUUCAAGACCCCCCAGACCUGAAACAUAGCCUGUAUUCAAGACCCCCCAGACCUGAAACAUAGCCUAUAUUCAAGACCCCCCAGACCUGAAACAUAGCCUGUAUUCAAGACCCCCCAGACCUGAGAGGUAGUGAAGUUUCUCCAUGAUUCUACUUUCUGUAGUUUUGACUGUGUGGUGAUAGAUGUUACCACUGAGGGCCACUUCAGAGAAACAGUUUCAGGAUGAUAACCUGAUAAUGACAACAACAGUGCUUAUUGGUCUGUCUGGGUCAGGUUAAGGGGAUAAUGCUUAUUGGUCUGUCUGGGUCAGGUUAAGGGGAUAAUGCUUAUUGGUCUGUCUGGGUCAGGUUAAGGGGAUAAUGCUUAUUGGUCUGGGUCAGGUUAAGGGGAUAAUGCUUAUUGGUCUGUCUGGGUCAGGUUAAGGGGAUAAUGCUUAUUGGUCUGUCUGGGUCAGGUUAAGGGGAUAAUGCUUAUUGGUCUGGGUCAGGUUAAGGGGAUAAUGCUUAUUGGUCUGUCUGGGUCAGGUUAAGGGGAUAAUGCUUAUUGGUCUGGGUUAGGUUAAGGGGAUAAUGCUUAUUGAUCUGGCUGGGUCAGGUUAAGGGGAUAAUGCUUAUUGGUCUGUCUGGGUCAGGUUAAGGGGAUAAUGCUUAUUGGUCUGUCUGGGUCAGGUUAAGGGGAUAAUGCUUAUUGGUCUGGGUCAGGUUAAGGGGAUAAUGCUUAUUGGUCUGUCUGGGUCAGGUUAAGGGGAUAAUGCUUAUUGGUCUGGGUCAGGUUAAGGGGAUAAUGCUUAUUGGUAUGUCUGGGUUAGGUUAAGGGGAUAAUGCUUAUUGGUCUGUCUGGGUUAGGUUAAGGCGAUAAUGCUUAUUGGUCUGGGUUAGGUUAAGGGGAUAAUGCUUAUUGGUCUGGGUUAGGAUAAGGGGAUAAUGCUUAUUGGGAUGUCUGGGUUAGGUUAAGGUUAUAAUGCUUAUUGAUCUGUCUGGGUCAGGUUAAGGGGAUAAUGCUUAUUGGUCUGUCUGGGUCAGGGUAAGGGGAUAAUGCUUAUUGGUCUGUCUGGGUCAGGUUAAGGGGAUAAUGCUUAUUGAUCUGUCUGGGUCAGGUUAAGGGGAUAAUGCUUAUUGGUCUGGGUUAGGUUAAGGGGAUAAUGCUUAUUGGUAUGUCUGGGUUAGGUUAAGGGGAUAAUGCUUAUUGGUCUGGGUCAGGUUAAGGGGAUAAUGCUUAUUGGUCUGUCUGGGUCAGGUUAAGGGGAUAAUGCUUAUUGGUCUGGGUUAGGUUAAGGGGAUAAUGCUUAUUGAUCUGGCUGGGUCAGGUUAAGGGGAUAAUGCUUAUUGGUCUGUCUGGGUCAGGUUAAGGGGAUAAUGCUUAUUGGUCUGUCUGGGUCAGGUUAAGGGGAUAAUGCUUAUUGGUCUGGGUCAGGUUAAGGGGAUAAUGCUUAUUGGUCUGUCUGGGUCAGGUUAAGGGGAUAAUGCUUAUUGGUAUGUCUGGGUUAGGUUAAGGGGAUAAUGCUUAUUGGUCUGUCUGGGUUAGGUUAAGGCGAUAAUGCUUAUUGGUCUGGGUUAGGUUAAGGGGAUAAUGCUUAUUGGUCUGGGUUAGGAUAAGGGUAUAAUGCUUAUUGGUAUGUCUGGGUUAGGUUAAGGUGAUAAUGCUUAUUGAUCUGUCUGGGUCAGGUUAAGGGGAUAAUGCUUAUUGGUCUGUCUGGGUCAGGGUAAGGGGAUAAUGCUUAUUGGUCUGUCUGGGUCAGGUUAAGGGGAUAAUGCUUAUUGAUCUGUCUGGGUCAGGUUAAGGGGAUAAUGCUUAUUGGUCUGGGUUAGGUUAAGGGGAUAAUGCUUAUUGGUAUGUCUGGGUUAGGUUAAGGGGAUAAUGCUUAUUGAUCUGUCUGGGUCAGGUUAAGGGGAUAAUGCUUAUUGGUCUGUCUGGGUUAGGUUAAGGUGAUAAUGCUUAUUGAUCUGUCUGGGUCAGGUUAAGGGGUUAAUGCUUAUUGAUCUGUCUGGGUCAGGUUAAGGGGAUAAUGCUUAUUGAUCUGUCUGGGUCAGGUUAAGGUGAUAAUGCUUAUUGAUCUGUCUGGGUCAGGUUAAGAUGCUUAUUGGUUUGUCUGGGUCAGGUUAAGGGGAUAAUGCUUAUUGAUCUGUCUGGGUCAGGUUAAGGUGAUAAUGCUUAUUGAUCUGUCUGGGUCAGGUUAAGGGGAUAAUGCUUAUUGGUCUGUCUGGGUCAGGUUAAGGGGAUAAUGCUUAUUGAUCUGUCUGGGUCAGGUUAAGGGGAUAAUGCUUAUUGAUCUGUCUGGGUCAGGUUAAGGGGAUAAUGCUUAUUGAUCUGUCUGGGUCAGGUUAAGGGGAUAAUGCUUAUUGAUCUGUCUGGGUUAGGUUAAGGGGAUAAUGUUUAUUGAUCUGUCUGGGUCAGGUUAAGGGGAUAAUGCUUAUUGAUCUGUCUGGGUUAGGUUAAGGUGAUAAUGCGUAUUGGUCUGUCUGGAUUAGGUUAAGGUGAUAAUGUUUAUUGAUCUGUCUGGGUCAGGUUAAGGGGAUAAUGCUUAUUGAUCUGUCUGGGUUAGGUUAAGGUGAUAAUGCGUAUUGGUCUGUCUGGAUUAGGUUAAGGUGAUAAUGCUUAUUGGUCUGGGUUUUGUUUCAGCCUCCAACCAACAAUGCCUCCGUCCCUGAAGCCGGCCAGAUCAGAGUCCAGCCCAACGUCGUCCCCAUCCACUGUCAGAACAAGGUACGCCUCACAUGGCACUGGGAAGCAUAUUGUGAACAUAUAGACUGCAUCCAAAAUGGCACCCUUUUCCCUAUAUAGUGCACUACCUUUGACCAGGGCCAAUAGGGAUCUGGUCAAAAGUAGUGCACUAUGUAGGGAAUAGGGUGCCAUUUCCGAUGCAGCAAUACCAUGAACCUGUAGAUACCUUGCAACAUGCUGUCAGGGAUAAUGCUAUGCUUGGUCGCUGUAUGUGGUUUUUAGUCCUACUAGAUUUAGGCUAUAUUCAGUCGUAAUAUAGAACUAGUUGGUACCUUAGGAAAAAGAUCCAACACUGUUCUGUUAUGGCAGCCUACUAACUGUGAUGUCAUCCUGUCAUUCUCUCUACAGAGAGAGGAGGACGCUAGCAAGAUUGGUGAGAUCAAGUACUAUGGCAUGGGCCUGGGAUUCCCCCUCCAAUACUACCCCUACUAUGGCAAGCUGCUGCACCCCCAGUACCUGCAGCCCCUGGUGGCCAUCCAGUUCACCAACCUCACCUUCAACCAGGAGCUGCGUCUCGAGUGCAAAGUAUACGGAGCCAACAUCGACUACAGCGAGAAAGAUCGCUACCAAGGACGCUUUGACGUUAAGUUCACUAUCGCCAAUUCA